This is a messenger RNA of Planococcus citri (citrus mealybug), 3525 nucleotides long. RefSeq names its product maltase 1-like. The record is from RefSeq and is a predicted model, not a curated record. The transcript is spliced from 10 exons. NCBI's taxonomy places the organism in Eukaryota, Metazoa, Arthropoda, Insecta, Hemiptera, Pseudococcidae. The coding region runs from base 1589 to 3370 and encodes 593 amino acids. Gene Ontology annotation, biological process: carbohydrate metabolic process.
UGAGAUGGUUGUGCAAUUCGGUUACAAUGCCAAAGCCGAUCAGAAAAAUGGCAUAGGUCCGGAUUGACCAGUUAACGUUUGUCCAACUUCAUCCUGCUCAUUUUUACGACAAUUUUUAUAAAACUGAAAAAUUUGAAAAUUCGCUGCAAGCUUCAGAACAGCUCGAAACCAACACCAACAACGAUCCGUGAAGUUGAAAAUACGGUGCGUAUAAUUCGAAUUUCAGUUCUAUUUUAUCGGAGAUCUAUGUAUAGCGUUUAAACGUUGUAGCAACGGAAACUGAUUGUUUUACAUUUCCUGUAAAAUUUGACAAAGUGAACUAAUCCCUUAAAAAAUGCAACGAACAAAAAGCGCGGAUCGGAAAUUUAGUCACCGUGGAUAAAAAUUUGGAUCACAUCUAUAUUGCAUGAUAUGUUCAAAUUGUGAAACUGUAUAAUAUUACUGAAAAGAAAAUAUAGCACUAAUUUGCAUUUCAAGGGAAACGUUCUCUGUUCGCUCAUAUAACCCAGUACAUACGUAAAUUUGAAAAGUUUUAUUUUUUCGCGAGAAAAUAGACGUGUUGGUAUUUUUUUUACCUCAAACACUAUCGUUCUUUAAAAUUUCAUAAUCAUCUUUGAAAAAUCAAGAUGGCAGUACCGUACUGUGGAGAAACAUUGUUAAAAAUCGGCCAAUAUUCAUAUAAGGUACUUGGAUACGUCGUCAGCGUACCAAUAUGCUUUAUAGGCAUGAUUUUCAACCUACUCGACAUAGUGGUAGGUCUAGGUAUUUACAAGGAAACCCAUGACUUCUCCGCCGAACUUGAUAUUUGCUCAUUUGGCCUUUGUUGAUUUUUUGGUGUUACUGGCUCGUGUGCCAUACGUAUUUGUAUAUAUGAUAAGCCUUCGAGAUAAUAGUGAUUUAGCCAUUGAGCGGAGUUACGUAUGGACACUUUUCCAACUAAAUAUAACGAUGCAAUCAUAGUUACGUUUCAGUUCGUAUCAAUAUUCCUGACGGUAAUGUUGGCUUUAUGGAGAUACAUAGCGAUAGUACAUCCAUUGAAGGAACCCCAUUGGUGCAAUACGAAAACAACACGGAACGUGGUGAUUGCGGGUUACAUACUAUGCUUUGUUUUGUUCACUGUAGGUACCAUUAUACUUGUCGAUUGAAAUAAAAAACGCGGGCGAUGAACGAGCACCCUACUAUUAUGCAGGCUACAACGAACCAAGUCCGAUUCAGUAUUCAGUAGUAGACAUCAUCAAUGGACUACUGGUCAGACUACUUCCAUCAAUCAUGCUCACAGUGUUAACUUUACGGUGUCAAGAAGCACACUUUUUACGACGUCAAAUGGACCUUCGUCGAAGCUAUCGUCGAGAAAAUUAGGCCGAAGAAGCACACGUUGAUCACGUGAUUGUUGAAAUCACUCGUUAUUCCGAUUAUAAAAACUGAAUCGUUGCUGUAAUAUUUUUCUCAUUUACAUAUAAGUAAUUUUUCGUUCGAAGUAUCAGUAUCCGAAUAGAAGACGCGCAUUAGUUUACCAAUUUUUUGUAUCACUAUAUUCCAAUACCUGGAAGUUGUGUCUUGUAAGUUGAAUUUUCUCGUAUUCGAGGAAAUGAACUCAGUGUUCAGUUUGAUUCUUCUUUGGGGCACGACAAGUGUUCUUUUAGUAAAUGGAGACGGAAAGGAAUGGUGGAGGCACGCGAAUAUUUACGAACCAUAUCUAAGGUCAUUCAAAGACAGCGAUAAAAAUGGAAUUGGCGACAUCAAAGGUCUAAUUUCCAAACUAGACUACUUGGUCGAGAUUGGAGUGAAUACUAUUCAUCUGCCACCAUUUCAUCCAUCGUCCGGCGUUGAUGGCGGCUAUGAUAUUACUAAUUUCUACCAAGUAGACCCUGUGUAUGGAGAAAUGCAGCCAAUGCAGGAUGACUUUUAUCAUCUGACAGAAGCAUUGAAAGAAAAAAAUAUAUAUUUGCUUAUGGAUUUGGUAAUAAAUUCCACUAGCUCGAAGCACGAAUGGUUCGAAAAUUCUAAACUCAGAAAGAAAGUGAAUGGAAUUGAUUACACCGACUGGUUCAUAUGGGCCGACCCAAAAGGUAUCGAUAAAGACGGAAAACCAAUUCCACCAAAUAAUUGGUUUAAAUUGCUGGAUUACCACCUACCUGGCUCAGCAUGGACGUACGUUGAAGAAAGAAAGCAGUUCUAUUACCACGCAUUUAUGGAAGAACAGCCUGACCUAAAUUUGAGAAACGCAGCAGUUAAGGAGGAAAUAAAGAAAAUAAUUACAUUCUGGCUAGAUAAAGGGGUUUCGGGAUUCAUUUUGGGCGCACCAAUGCUCUUUAUGGAAGACCCACAACUCCGAGAUAACCCAGAAGUCAAAAAAGACACACCAACAAUGAUGAUUUACGAUGCGCUUCCACAAACUGCUAAUCAUCCCGACACAUUCCCCUUCAUCGCAGAAUUGAACAGAUUUAUUCGACAAUAUGAUCGGGAGCAUGGCAGAGCAGACACCCCAACGCCUAUGAUUGGAGAAAUCUGGGGAUCAGUUGAGAAUCAAAUGAAAUACUUUGACGCUCCGGAUGGUCAUCCAAUGAUCGAAAUGCCAAUCAAUUACAUCAUCAGUGCGUUGAGGGAGUAUUUAAAUGCUGGAAAACUUAUCGCGCUUCUGCGCACUUGGACAGACAAGCUACCAGAAGGCAAAGCAUCAAAUUGGGCAUUGGGUAAUCACGAUAGUCUAGGCAGAAUCGCCCAUUGGUUUAACGAAGAAUAUAAUUAUAUAUUACUAGCAUUGGUGUCCAUGUUACCCGGCGCCUCAACAGUUUAUUAUGGCGAAGAACUGGGUAUGUUGAUCAACAAAGCAUUUCCGGCAAACACCGAUCCAACGAACAGACCUUGGGUUCGUACACCAAUGCAGUGGGAUGAUUCAAAAAAUGCAGGAUUCACGUCGGCUGAAAGGCCAUGGACUCCGGCGCAUCCAAAUUAUUGGCGGGUCAACGUGAGUGCUCAGAAAAAAGAAAAGAACAGUUUAUUGCACUACUUCACGAAGUUAAUGCAAUUGAGACAAACCGAUGCAGGAAAAUACGGUGAUUUGAAAUACCAUACUUUAUCAGAAUGGGUAAUGGCUUUUUCAAGAACUCACGAAGACACCAAAACCAGUUACAUUGUUCUGUUGAAUGUGGGAUCAUACUUUGAAACCAUAGAUUUGAGGAAUGAAAUAGUUAAAAGUGACGAGGAAAGUUUAAACGUACUUAUCUCCAGUCCUAAUUCGCUCUACGAAAAAGGCCAAGCAAUAAAAUCGUCAGAAUAUCCUCUUCAACUUAGACCUCAUUCUGUCAUUAUUUUCCAGCACCUACGGAACGGGGAAAGACCUAUCGCCGGGGAUAUACCUAUCGAGUAAUGUGAGUUGAAGUAGGUACAUACAAGACAUGGUUUUUCCUAACGGCGACGGCUGCGUUAGGUUUUUUAGUCCAGUCUUUAUACCUAGAUUCAUGAAUGAUAAUUAUAAUACGUUUUAUGAACAGCCGUGUAAAAAUAUAAGUUUUUGAUUUCGUU